Molecule: messenger RNA, 1275 nt
Organism: Clavispora lusitaniae ATCC 42720
Lineage: Eukaryota; Fungi; Ascomycota; Pichiomycetes; Serinales; Metschnikowiaceae
Source: RefSeq, a predicted model, not a curated record
AUGUACAAGCUAUUUUUUGAUGGCGUGGUAACGCUUUCCGCGGAAAGCGAAUAUCUCGUUGUUGGCCUGGAACGUUUCUGUUGGGUUCGAGUCCACCAAGUCCAAUUUGGUGGAGCCGAAAAUGUUCUUCGUUGGAUUCAUAAGCACGUCCAUUUCAUUGUGCAACUCGUGGCCAGUCAACCAACUCAUUUCCCUCUGGAUGUCCUUCUCAUGGUAACCAGUGACAAACACCGCACAUUUGGACUCCAAGAAGCCCUUCAACGACUUGUUCCAGUGGAUCUCGUCAGCGGUCUUGAAGCCAGGGUGGAAAAGGAAGAAGACGUCCAAGUAUGGGUCAAAUGGGAACAAGUCGCCCAUAUCGUAGACCUCAUGGAAGUACUUGGUGUGGUGGUGGAGGGUGAUUUGCUCGUCGUAUCUCGUGACCACAGGUCUGCCGUGAGGCCUGUCGCUGGGGGUGAACGAUUUCGACUCCGGGUCAAAGUGCGAGUGGGGUCCGAUGAAGUGGAUCUCGAACUUGGUCUCUGGGAAAAGAUAACCAAACUGUUUCCACACAUAUCCGGGAAGCAUGGCUUCCAUCUUGGCGCCGACAAUGAAAAUACGCAUUGCCCGGUCUUUGAAGGUCACUUCCGUGUCCUUUUUCCCGCCGGGAGAGUACAACGUAUACUUCAAGGCAGACAACGAGCGCAAACCUUCGAUGGUGAGCGGCCCCUUCGGUUCCAAGCCGUAAGGGCUGAACCGGUGAAGAAGCGACGCGAUGGUGAUGGGGUACGUCAAGACUUUGGUGGCUGCGGCCAAGUUGAACUCUGUGUUCAUUGGGUUGAAGUCCCGGGUGUAGAAGAAAGAGUCCCACGAGGACAUGCUGGUGGUGAAGUCGUGCUCCAGCGGACCCGGGAACACAAACUCGUCGAACUUACGGCCCGACCGCAAGUCGUGCUCGUAGAGAUUGACUUUUCUCAACGCCUCGUACUUCUUUUUGGCGUGGUACUCUGUGUCGUUUUUCCACGCCUCUUCGUCGUGGUGGGUGGGGAUCCCCGAGUACGGACACACAAACUCCACCGGCUUAUUCGUCACGGGGCACUUGGCUCUGGUGCGGAUGUAUGCUGCACGGGUUCUGAUAUCUUCGUACGGAGACUCGUCCCAUUUGUAGAGAUGGCGCUCGGCGUCGCUUUUCUCCGCCGUGUCCAACAGAAGCAAUUUCUUGAGGAACGAGAUGUUUCGUUUCUGCAUCUGCCACGCGGGGCGAACCACGCGAACAAGGGUCAUGACGGUUUCUGA